ACUAGCAUUCCUGUAUUUACGCUAUCAAGUAGGAUUGCCAAAAGAGAAGGGCAGGUAGUUUUCGCCUUCAUAACACAUUUUGAUGUAAUUCUUGCAUCUGCUGCACCAGAAUUUGCCAGAUCAAGAGCAGAAGAAGCUGAAUCGAUCCGGGAAUCCACAAAUACAAUUGGAAGCAAUCAAUCCAAUUACGGAUCUCCAUUAACAAAACAAACAUUUCCAAUCAAGUUCAGUUCCCGAGGCCUUUGAUUGAUUGAUUGAUUGGUUCGAGAUGAGUACCGGAGAGCUUCUCAGUAUCGAACCUCUAGAGCUCAAAUUUCCUUUUGAACUGAAGAAGCAGAUCUCUUGUUCUCUUCAGCUGUCUAAUAAAACUGAUCAACAUGUGGCUUUCAAGGUUAAAACAACAAAUCCGAAGAAGUAUUGCGUUCGUCCAAACACAGGCGUCGUGUUGCCUCGGUCAACAUGUGAUGUUAUAGUGACUAUGCAAGCACAAAAAGAGGCUCCUCCUGACAUGCAAUGCAAGGACAAGUUUCUCCUUCAGAGUGUAAAAGUUAAUGAGGGAGCUACAAGUAAAGAUAUAUAUCCGGAAAUGUUCAAUAAGGAGGCAGGGCAUGUUGUCCAGGAGUGCAAAUUGAGAGUGGUCUAUGUCUCUCCACCUCAGCCUCCUUCUCCUGUUCAAGAAGGAUCAGAGGAAGGGUCUUCACCCAGGGGUUCUGUGUCAGACAAUGGGAAUUUUAGUACUGCUGAGCUCUCUCUUAGUUCGAGAUCUUUUGCUGAUCGGCUUGAACCUCUGGAGAAAUCUUCAGAGGCAAGAGCUCUUAUUUCAAAGCUGACUGAGGAGAAAAAUAACGCAAUUCAACAAAACAACAAGCUUAGAAAAGAACUGGAACUUUUGAGGCGAGGCGGCAACAAGAACAGUGGUGGUGUGUCAUUCCUUUUGAUCAUCUUCAUUGGUUUGUUGGGCAUAAUCCUGGGGUAUAUCAUGAAGAAGACAUAAGCCCAUGUUUGUUGCUAGAUCAUUUUCCUUUUUUUUUUUUUCCAUCCUCUCCCCAUUUUUCCCUGAUGAAAGAAUUGAGGAUGAUGAAAUGGGAGGAAACUAAUUAGCCUAUGGUAGGGUUUUAGUUUAGCUUCUGCGGCUCGGCUUGUUGAAAUCUGAAUGAGGAUCAUUAAGUGGCUCAAAUCUUUUUAUUAACUAGCAGUAUUUUCUUGUAACUUAAAGAGGGCAAUAAUCUUGAGGGGCUCUGGGAAUGAUGCCUGCCAAGGACAGCUGAUAAUUCGAAACUUCUCGAUUUUCAUGGAAUGGUGUUCUUUUUGUUCUCAUUAGU
This is a messenger RNA of Tripterygium wilfordii, 1322 nucleotides long. Its product is annotated as vesicle-associated protein 1-1-like. Gene Ontology annotation, cellular component: plasma membrane; endoplasmic reticulum membrane. The transcript is spliced from 8 exons. Lineage: Eukaryota; Viridiplantae; Streptophyta; Magnoliopsida; Celastrales; Celastraceae. Gene Ontology annotation, biological process: endoplasmic reticulum membrane organization. The coding region runs from base 269 to 994 and encodes 241 amino acids. The record is from RefSeq and is a predicted model, not a curated record.